Messenger RNA from Parus major (Great Tit), 715 nucleotides. It is a transcript of the gene SNRNP40, whose product is annotated as small nuclear ribonucleoprotein U5 subunit 40. The record is from RefSeq and is a predicted model, not a curated record. Gene Ontology annotation, molecular function: RNA binding; protein binding. Gene Ontology annotation, cellular component: catalytic step 2 spliceosome. The transcript is spliced from 6 exons. NCBI's taxonomy places the organism in Eukaryota, Metazoa, Chordata, Aves, Passeriformes, Paridae. The annotation marks the transcript as partial.
UACAACAUCUGUCCCCUGCAGCAUGCUGUUCUCAGCAUCCACCGACAAAACCGUGGCCGUGUGGGACAGCGAGACGGGCGAGAGGGUGAAGAGGCUCAAGGGCCACACGUCCUUUGUCAACUCCUGCUACCCGGCCAGGAGGGGACCCCAGCUCGUCUGCACCGGCAGCGACGACGGCACCGUCAAGCUGUGGGAUAUCAGGAAAAAAGCUGCAGUCCAGACAUUCCAGAACACCUACCAGGUGCUGGCUGUCACCUUCAAUGACACCAGUGACCAGAUCAUCUCUGGGGGCAUCGACAAUGACAUCAAGGUGUGGGACCUGCGGCAGAACAAGCUCACCUACACCAUGCGCGGCCACGCCGACUCGGUGACGGGGCUGAGCCUCAGCUCUGAGGGCUCCUACCUGCUCUCCAACGCCAUGGACAACACAGUUCGGAUCUGGGACGUGAGGCCCUUCGCCCCCAAGGAGAGAUGUGUGAAGAUUUUCCAGGGAAAUGUCCAUAAUUUUGAAAAGAACCUUCUGAGGUGCUCCUGGUCCCCAGAUGGCAGUAAAAUUGCGGGGGGCUCUGCUGACAGGUUCGUGUACGUGUGGGACACCACGUCCAGGAGGAUCCUGUACAAACUGCCCGGCCACGCCGGCUCCGUCAACGAGCUGGCCUUCCACCCCGAGGAGCCCAUCAGUGAGUGCUGCCUGUCCCCUUCUCUCCCCUUCCUU